Molecule: messenger RNA, 342 nt
Organism: Penicillium brevicompactum
Lineage: Eukaryota; Fungi; Ascomycota; Eurotiomycetes; Eurotiales; Aspergillaceae
Exons: 1
Coding region: 1-342 (113 amino acids)
Source: RefSeq, a predicted model, not a curated record
AUGUUUGAGGAUACCAGGCAACGCUUGGGUGGGCCUGAGAACGAAGAGACCGCCCACCAGCCCUCGGCUUGCGGGUUUGACAACUAUGAACCUGUCGCGUGGGUUCCAGACCAGCUUUACAAUCAGGACAACAUGUACCUUCAGAAUGCGAGCAUUUCUUACCAGACCUCGGUUCGCGGGUUCGACAACUAUGAUGCUGAGCCUGUCGCGUUAGUUACAGGUCAGCUUUACAGUCAGGACCACGGAUACCCUCAGAAUGGAAGCAUUUCUAACCAGACCUCGGUUCGCGGGUUUGACAACUGGGGCGCUGGGCCUGUCGCGUGGGAUUCAGGUCAGCUUUAA